AACAAAGACAGCCAGCUUCUUCGGACCUUUUAACACACCUGCACCAGUCUUAUAUACACACAGACAUGUCUUCUGCCAGCAGUCUGUUAUCUGAAGAUCAGUUUCUGUGCUCCAUCUGUCUGGAUGUGUUCACUCAUCCAGUCACCAUACCAUGUGGACACAACUUCUGCAAGAACUGCAUCACACAACACUGGAAUAUAAAUUCACAUUGUCAGUGUCCCAUGUGUAAAGAUGUAUUUGACAGAAGGCCUGAACUACGAGUCAAUACAUUCAUAUCUGAGAUGGCUGAUCAGUUCAGACAACCAACAAUGGACCAACACAGAGAUGUUCUCUGUGACGUCUGCACUGAAACCAAACUGAAGGCUGUGAAGUCCUGUCUGGUGUGUCUGACCUCCUACUGUGAGACUCACCUGGAGCCUCAUCAGAGAAUCUCAGGACUGAAAAGACACAAGCUGAUUGAUCCUGUGAAGAACCUGGAAGACAGAAUGUGUAAGAAGCAUGAUCGACCUCUGGCACUGUUCUGCAAGACUGAUCAGAUGUGUGUGUGUCAGUUCUGCACUGAAUCAGAUCACAGGUCACAUGUCUAUGGUCCUCUGAAAGGAGAAUAUGAGGUGCAGAAAGCUAAACUGGAGAAAACAGAGGCUGGAAUUCAGCAGAUGAUCCAGAAGAGACGACUGAAGAUUCAGCAGACUAAGGAGUCAGUGAAGCUCAGCAAUGAAGAAGCAGACAGAGAGACAGCAGACAGUGUGCAGGUCUUCACUGCUCUGAUCCAGUCUGUUGAGAGAAGUCUGGCUCAGCUCAUUGAGAUGAUUGAAGAGAAGCAGAAAAGAACAGAGAAACAGGCUGAAGGCUUCAUCAAAGAACUGGAAGAGGAAAUCUCUGAGAUGAUUAAGAGAAGUGCUGAAGUGGAGCAGCUCUCAAACAUUGAAGACCACCUCCAGUUCCUCCAAAGCUUCUCCUCCCUGAGCCCUGCUCCACCCACCAAAGACUGGACAAAGGUUAGAGUCCAUUCAUCAUAUGGGGGGACUGUGAGGAGAGCUGUGGGUCAGCUAGAGGAGACACUCAGUGAAGACAUGAAGAGGCUGUGUGCUGAUGUUGAGCUGAAGAGGGUCCAGCAGUUUGCAGUGGAUGUUACUCUUGAUCCUGAUACUGCACAUGCAGCUGUCAUCCUGUCUGAUGAUGGGAAACAAGUCACAUAUGGUGAUCUGAAGAAGAAUCUCCCAGAUAAUCCAGAAAGAUUUAACUGUUGUUUCUGUGUUUUAGGAAAGCAAAGUUUCUCAUCAGGCAGAUUUUACUAUGAAGUUCAGGUUAAAGGGAAGACAGAGUGGGAUUUAGGAGUGGCCAGAGAGUCGAUCAACAGGAAGGGACAAAUCAAAGGUAUCCCAAACUAUGGUCUCUGGGUCAUUAGUUUGAGAAAUGAAAAUGAAUACAGAGGUCUUUCUGACCCUCCUGUCCUUCUCUCUCUGAAGUCAAAGCCUCAGAAGGUGGGGGUGUUUGUGGAUUAUGAGGAGGGUCUGGUCUCCUUUUAUGAUGUAGAUGCUGCAACUCUUAUCAACUCCUUUACUGGCUGUAAAUUUACUGAGAAACUCUAUCCAUACUUUAAUCCCCGUUAUAAUAAUGAUGGUAGAAACUCAGCCCCUCUGAUCAUCUCUCGUGUCAGUCACACUGAUUAGACUUGUGCUGUGUUCCUUUGGACAAAUGAACAGUGAUGAUGUAAAAUAUCAUUGAAUUUACUU
Molecule: messenger RNA, 1736 nt
Organism: Scomber scombrus (Atlantic mackerel)
Lineage: Eukaryota; Metazoa; Chordata; Actinopteri; Scombriformes; Scombridae
Product: E3 ubiquitin-protein ligase TRIM39-like
Exons: 3
Coding region: 66-1673 (535 amino acids)
Molecular function (GO): zinc ion binding; protein binding
Source: RefSeq, a predicted model, not a curated record